CUGUCUAUGCUGCAGUGCUGGUAACUGAAGUCCCGAUUAGACUCUAUGCUCACGAGCAUCAAUGCCUUCUUUCUCUCCUCCCACCCUCUGCAGACUGCCAUCCUCUGUGCCAGCACUGCACAGCUGAUCUCCAUGACACUGGUAGCAUCUGUCUGAGAUGCCAGAAAGCUCGGCACCUAUUGUUCGGGGACCACUGUGUUCCCCACUGCCCCUCUGGAUACUAUGCAGAGAGGGGAGCUUGUAAAAGAUGUCACUCCUCCUGUAGAACCUGCCAUGGUGGAGGACCUUUCUUCUGCUCCUCAUGUGACUCCAGUCUUGUUCUCACGCACAUUGGCACCUGCAGCACCAUUUGCUUCCCUGGGCACUAUCUUGAUGACAACCGUGCUUGCCAGCCAUGCAACACACACUGUCGGAGCUGUGAUUCACAAGCCAGCUGUACCUCCUGUCGAGAUCCAAACAAGGUCCUGCUCUUUGGGGAGUGCCAGUCUGAGAGCUGCGCCCCACAGUACUAUCUUGACAUCUCCACCAAGAUGUGCAAAGAGUGUGAUUGGAGUUGCAAUGCCUGCAGCGGGCCAUUGAGAACAGACUGCCUGCAGUGCAUGGAUGGCUACGUUCUCCAGGAUGGCACCUGUGUGGAGCAGUGCUCGCCGACAUUCUACCGGGACUCUGGCCUCUGCAAGAAUUGUGACAGCCACUGUCUCCAGUGCCAAGGUCUCCAUGAGUGCACCCGCUGUGAAGAGCCAUUUCUCCUCUUAAAAGCCCAGUGUGUCCAGGAAUGUGGGAAGGGGUACUUUCCAGAUCAUGCAAAGCGCAAAUGCAUAGCAUGCUCUCAGGAGUGCUUGAAGUGCAGCCACAAGGACCGGUGUCACAUCUGUGCCCAGGGGUUCUUUCUGAAGAGUGGCCUCUGUGUUUCCAGCUGUGUUCCUGGCUUCUCUGCCCACUCAUCUAAUGCAACAUGUGCUGGCAAAAUACACACCCCGAGUCUUCACGUGAAUGGUUCAUUGACUCUUGCCAUUGGUUCGAUGAAGCUGCUGGACUUUGCUCUCCUGAAUGUCCAACACCAGGAUGGCAGAGUGGAAGAUCUCUUAUUCCAUGUGGUGAGCACUCCCACCAAUGGUCAACUGGUGCUCUCAAAAAAUGGCAAAGAGACUCAGCUGGACAAGGCUGGCCAUUUUAGCUGGAAAGAUGUGAACGAGAAGAAAGUGCGUUUUGUACACAGCAAAGAAAAACUCAGGAAAGGUUACUUUUCCUUGAAAAUAAGUGACCAGCAGUUCUUCUCUGAGCCACAGCUGAUCAACAUACAAGCAUUUUCAACACAGGCCCCCUAUGUGCUGAGAAAUGAGGUUCUCCACAUUAACAGAGGAGAGCAAGGAACCAUCACCACCCAGCUGCUUGAUAUCCGGGACAAUGACAAUCCACAGGAUGUGAUCAUCGAAGUGCUAGAUCCUCCACUUCAUGGCCAGUUACUCCAAACACUUGCAUCCCCUGCAGCCCCCCUCUAUCAGUUCCAUCUGGAUGAGCUCUCCAGGGGCCUUCUCCUCUAUGCUCAUGAUGGCUCAGAUAGCACAUCUGAUGUUGCUGUCUUGCAGGCCAAUGAUGGACAUUCCUUCCAAAAUAUACUCUUCCAUGUGAAGACUGUGCCCAAGAAUGAUGGAGCUCUUCGGCUCGUGGCUAACUCAGUGGUGUGGGUUCCUGAAGGAGGGAUGCUGCAGAUUACCAAUAGAAUCUUACAGGCAGAAGCUCCAGGUGCCAGAGCUGAAGAUAUCAUCUACAAGAUUACACAGGACCACCCCCAAUUUGGGGAGGUGGUCCUUUUGAUGAAGAUGCCUGCAGACAGUCCUGCCGACGAAGGGCAGCACCUGCCUGAUGGGAGGAUGGUGACCCCCACCAGCACCUUCACCCAGCAAGACAUCAACGAAGGCAUCGUGUGGUACAGGCACUCGGGAGCCCCAACCCAGAGUGACUCCUUCCGCUUCCAGGUGUCCAGGGCCACUGAUGCCCAGGCCCACCUAGAGAGCCGUGUGUUCAACAUCGCAAUCUUACCUCAAACACCUGGGAUGCCUAAACUCUCCCUGGGGUCAUCUCUCCAUAUGACGGCACGGGAAGAGGGCCUGACUAUCAUUCAUCCACAUUCGCUGUCCUUCGUGAAGUCUGAGAGGCCCACUGGAAAGAUUACAUAUAACGUCACUCUACCUCUGCAUCCAAAUCAAGGUAUUAUUGAGCAUAGGGACCAGCCUCAUUCUCCCAUCCGGUAUUUCACACAGGAAGAUAUUAACCAGGGCAAAAUCCUGUACCGUCCUCCCUCUGCGGCCCCCCACCUCCAGGAGAUCAUGGCCUUCUCCUUCGCUGGUCUCCCAGAAUCAGUGAAAUUCCACUUUACAGUUUCUGAUGGAGAACACGUAAGUCCAGAGAUGGCCCUCACCAUUCACUUACUUCCCACUGAGCAGCAACCACCAGCCUUCCAGGUCACAGCUCCAGUGCUCAAGGUCAGCCCAGGAGGCCGCACUUCUGUAGGCCUGCAGCUGGCAGUAGGAGACACUGAGGCAGCCCUUAAAGAUCUCUUCUUCGAGCUCCGGAAGCCUCCACAGCAUGGCAUGCUGCUUAAAGACACAGCUGAGUCCCAAGGGCCCAUGGCUGCAGGUGACACUUUCACAUAUGAUGAUAUUGAGAAAAAUGCUGUGCUGUAUGUACAUGACGGUUCCUUUGCACGGGAAGACAGCAUGGAAAUCUCAGUCACAGAUGGCCUCACCGUGACGACGUCAGAAGUGAGAGUGGAGGUGUCCCUGUCAGAGGACCACGGGCCUCAGUUGGCUGCCAGUUCCUCUCUGAGCAUUACUGUUGCUAGUCAAAGCACAGCCAUAAUCACCAGGUCACACCUUGCUUAUGUGGAUGAUUCUUCCCCUGACCCAGAGAUCUGGAUUCAGCUAAGUUCUCUGCCUGUGUAUGGUGCUCUCUUAAGAACUUCGGGAUCUGAGGUGGAGGAACUCUCGGUGCUUUCCAAUUUCACGAUGGAGGACAUCAACAACAAAAACAUUAGAUACUCAGCACUCUUUGAGACAGAGGGUCAUCUGGUUACUGAUAGCUUCCACUUCUCUGUCUCUGAUAUGGACCACAACCGUCUGGACAAUCAGAUAUUCACCAUCACGAUCACUCCUGUCGAGAAUCCACCUCUGGUCAUUGCUUUUGCUGACCUUAUCACGGUUGAUGAGGGAGGGCGAGCCCCACUCUCAUUUCACCAUUUCUUUGCAACUGAUGAUCACGACAACCUACAGGGAAAUGCCAUCAUUAAACUAAGUGUUCUGCCCAAAUACGGCUGCAUUGAGAACACAGGAACAGGUGAUCGCUUUGGCCCUGGAAAUACCAGUGAACUAGAAGCCUCAUUCCCUAUUCAAGAUGUCCUGGAAAACUACAUUUACUACUUCCAGAGUGUACAUGAAAGCAUUGAGCCAACCCAUGAUAUUUUUAGUUUUUAUGUGAGUGAUGGAGCCAGUCGUUCAGAAAUUCACAGCAUCAAUAUCACCAUUGAGAGGAAGAACGAUGAGCCUCCCAGGAUGACUUUGUGGCCCCUUCGAGUGCAGCUGAGAUCAGGAGUGGCAAUAAGCAAUUCUUCUUUGAGCCUACAAGAUCUGGACACCCCGGAUAAUGAGCUGAUUUUUGUAUUGACAAAAAAGCCUGACCACGGUCAUUUACUCCGGAGACUUACUGCUUCUGAACCUCUGGAGAAUGGGACAGUUUUAGGCCAGGGUUCCUCCUUCACCUACCAGGAUAUCCUGGCCGGACUGGUGGGGUAUGUGCCUGGUGACCCUAGCAUAGCAGUGGAUGAGUUCCAGUUUUCUCUCACUGAUGGCCUUCAUGUGGACACAGGAAGGAUGGAGAUCUACAUAGAACUGCCUACAAGUGACAUUCCCCAUGUGGUUGUGAACCGAGGCCUGCAACUCUCAGCAGGGUCUGUUUCACGCAUCACAGAACAGCACUUGAAAGUGACAGACACUAACUCCAAUGACCAUCAGGUUGUGUACAUCAUGACGGAAGAUCCUGGCAUAGGGCGCCUGCAGAUGGUGAAACAUGACAACCUGGAGCAAAUCUCUGUUAAAGGCCCCAUCCGAACUUUCACCCAGGCAGACAUUAGCCAAGGGCAGGUAGAAUAUAGUCAUCAAACAGGAGAACCUGGCGGAAGCUUUGCUUUCAAAUUUGAUGUGGUUGAUGGAGAAGGCCACCGAUUGGUUGACCAGUCAUUUUCCAUCAGUGUUUUAGAAGACAAAUCCCCACCGGUCAUUAUUACCAAUAAAGGGCUGAUCUUGGAUGAAAACUCAGUGAAGAAAAUCACCACGAUGCAGCUUUCAGCCACUGACCAGGAUAGCCAGCCUACAGAACUGAUCUACAGGAUCACCACGCAGCCCCAGCUGGGCCACCUGGAGCAUGCAGCAUCACCAGGUCUCCAGAUUAGUUCCUUUACUCAAGCUGACCUGACUUCACGAAAUGUUCAAUAUGUCCAUUCUAGUGAGGCUGAGAAACACUCAGAUGCCUUCAUCUUUGUGCUGUCUGAUGGAGUCAGUGAGGUGACUCAGACCUUCCACAUCACUCUUCACCCUGUGGACGACUCGCUGCCUGUCGUGCAGAGCUGGGGGAUGCGGGUGCAGGAGGGCGUGAGGAAGACCAUCACAGAAUUUGAGCUCAAGGCAGUAGAUGCAGACACAGAGGCAAACUCUGUCACAUUCACCAUUGUGCAGCCCCCACGCCAUGGCACCAUAGAGAGAACCACCAGGGGGCAGCACUUCCACCUUACCUCCACCUUCACCAUGGAAGACAUCUACCAGAAUCGGGUCAGCUACAGCCAUGAUGGCAGCAACUCCCUCAAAGACCGGUUCACCUUCACUGUUUCUGAUGGGACCAACCCAUUCUUCAUCAUUGAGGAAGGAGGAAAAGAGAUUACAACUGCAGCACCACAGUUCCGAGUAGACAUCCUCCCUGUAGAUGACGGCACUCCUAGAAUUGUCACCAACUUGGGGCUCCAAUGGCUGGAGUAUAUGGAUGGCAAGGCAACCAACCUGAUCACCAAGAAGGAACUGCUGACCAUGGACCCAGACACAGAGGACCCACAGCUUGUCUAUGAGAUCACAAUGGGCCCCAAGCACGGCUAUGUGGAAAAUAAGCUACAGCCUGGCAGAGCUGCUGCCAUGUUCACACAGGAGGAUGUGAACUUGGGGUUGAUUCGUUAUGUGUUGCAUGAAGAGAAGAUCCAUGAAAUGAUGGAUAGUUUUCAGUUUCUGGUGAAAGACAGUAAACCCAAUGUGGUCAGCGACAACAUCUUCCAUAUCCAGUGGUCCCUUAUCAGCUUUAAAUAUACCAGCUACAAUGUCAGUGAGAAGGCGGGGUCUGUCAGCGUCACAGUGCAGAGGACUGGGAACCUGAACCAGUAUGCCAUCGUCUUGUGUCGCACUGAGCAAGGCACAGCCAGCUCUAGCUCCAGAGUUAGCUCCCAACCUGGACAACAGGAUUACGUGGAAUAUGCUGGCCAGGUGCAGUUUGAUGAACGGGAGGACACUAAGUCCUGCACCAUUGUCAUCAACGAUGAUGAUGUGUUUGAGAACAUUGAGAGUUUCUCAGUGGAGCUCAGCAUGCCAGCAUAUGCCUUGUUAGGGGAGUUCACCCAGGCGAAGGUCAUUAUCAAUGAUACUGAAGACGAACCCACAUUAGAGUUUGAUAAGAAGACCUACCAGGUCAACGAGAGUGCUGGCUUUCUGUUUGCGCCUAUUGAAAGAAAAGGAGAUUCAAGCAGCAUUGUAUCUGCAAUUUGCUACACCAUCCCUAAGUCAGCUAUGGGAAGUAGCCUCUAUGCUCUAGAAUCAGGCUCUGAUUUUAAAUCUAGAGGGAGGAGGUCUGCUGAGAGUCGUGUCAUAUUUGGGCCCGGUGUCACCAUGUCUACCUGCGAUGUUAUGCUUAUUGAUGACAGCGAGUAUGAAGAGGAAGAAGAGUUUGAGAUUGCUCUGGCUGAUGCUUCUGACAAUGCCCGUAUCGGAAGGGUGGCAAUGGCCAAGGUGCUCAUUAGUGGUCCCAAUGAUGCCUCUACUAUCUCCCUGGGCAACACAGCUUUCACUGUCAGUGAGGAUGCAGGCUCUGUGAGGAUUCCAGUUAUCCGCCGUGGUACUGACCUUUCUACUUUCACAUCUGUCUGGUGUGCAACGCGGCCUUCAGACCCAGCUUCUGCCACUCCAGGGGUUGACUAUGUCCCUAGCUCUAGGAAGGUGGAAUUUGGGCCAGGUAUCACUGAGCAGUAUUGCACUUUGACCAUCUUGGAUGACACUCAGUACCCAGUAAUUGAAGGACUGGAGACAUUUGUGGUUUUCCUCAGCUCAGCACAAGGGUCCGAACUAACCAAACCAUUCCAGGCUGUCAUUGCAAUUAAUGACACAUUCCAAGAUGUGCCCAGCAUGCAGUUUGCAAAGGAUCUACUCCUGGUGAAGGAGAAGGAAGGUGUGCUGCAGGUUCCCAUUAUCCGGAGUGGAGACCUGAGCUAUGAGUCAUCUGUGAGGUGCUACACGCAGAGCCAUUCUGCUCAGGUCAUGGAAGACUUUGAGGAAAGACGAAAUGCAGACUCUUCACGGAUUACGUUUCUGAAAGGGGAGAAGGUGAAGAACUGCACUGUGCAUAUCCAUGACGACUCCAUGUUUGAGCCGGAGGAACAGUUCAGGGUUUACCUUGGCCAUCCACUUGGAAACCACUGGAGUGGAGCUAGAGUUGGGAAAAAUAACAUGGCCACCAUCACAAUAUCCAAUGAUGAGGAUGCCCCCACCAUUGAGUUUGAAGAGGCUGCAUACCAAGUUCGGGAACCUGCAGGGCCAGAUGCUAUCGCAACUCUGAACAUCAAGGUCAUCCGCAGAGGAGAUCAGAACAGGACUUCCAAGAUUCGCUGUAGCACCCGAGAUGGGUCUGCCCAGUCUGGUGUGGAUUAUUACCCAAAGAGCCGAGUCUUAAAAUUCAAUCCUGGUGUGGAUCAUAUCUUUUUUAAAGUCGAGAUCCUGUCCAACGAAGACCGGGAAUGGCAUGAAUCUUUCUCUCUAGUCCUUGGCCCAGAUGACCCAGUGGAAGCAGUUCUUGGGGAUGUGACCACUGCCACGGUGACAAUUCUGGACCAAGAGGCAGCAGGGAGUCUCAUAUUGCCAGCACCACCCAUUGUUGUCACACUUGCUGACUAUGACCACGUGGAAGAGGUUACCAAGGAAGGAGUCAAGAAAGCCCCUUCUCCAGGCUACCCACUGGUCUGUGUCACGCCUUGUGACCCCCACUUCCCCAGAUAUGCCAUCAUGAAGGAGCGCUGCAACGAGGCUGGCAUCAACCAGACGUCCGUUCAGUUCAGCUGGGAAGUGGCUGCCCCCACCAAUGGCAAUGGAGCCCGCUCUCCCUUCGAGACGAUCACUGACAACACACCAUUUACCAGUGUCAACCACAUGGUCCUAGAUAGUAUUUACUUCAGCAGGAGGUUCCAUGUGCGUUGUGUAGCAAAGGCUGUGGACAAGGUGGGCCACAUGGGGACCCCCUUAAGAAGCAACAGUGUCACCAUUGGUACAGACAGCGCUAUCUGCCACACCCCAGUGGUGGCUGGGACAGCUAGAGGCUUCCAGGCUCAGUCCUUCAUUGCAAACUUGAAAUACCUGGACGUCAAACACAAGGAACAUCCAAACAGAAUCCACAUUUCGGUGCAGAUCCCACACCAGGAUGGAAUGCUGCCUCUUAUCUCCACCAUGCCAUUGCACAAUUUGCAUUUCCUAUUGUCCGAGUCCAUCUACAGACACCAGCACAUCUGCUCCAACCUAGUCACCACCCAUGACCUGAGAGGCAUCUCAGAGGCAGGGUUUCUGGAUGAUGUAGUCUAUGACAGCACUGCUCUGGGUCCUGGCUAUGACCGCCCAUUCCAGUUUGACCCCAGUGUGCGAGAGCCAAAAACCAUCCAGCUCUACAAACACCUGAACCUGAAAAGCUGCGUGUGGACCUUUGAUGCCUACUACGACAUGACAGAGCUGAUCGAUGUCUGCGGGGGCUCUGUAACCGCGGACUUUCAGGUGAGGGAUUCUGCCCAGUCAUUCUUGACGGUGCAUGUGCCUCUGUAUGUGUCCUACAUCUAUGUGACAGCCCCCAGGGGCUGGGCCUCCUUGGAGCAUCACACUGAGAUGGAGUUCUCCUUCUUCUAUGACACGGUUCUCUGGAGAACAGGAAUUCAGACAGACAGUGUGCUCUCUGCAAGGCUUCAGAUAAUAAGAAUCUAUAUUCGAGAGGAUGGCCGUCUUGUCAUUGAGUUCAAGACCCAUGCCAAAUUCAGAGGACAGUUUGUGAUGGAGCAUCACACACUCCCAGAUGUAAAAUCUUUCAUAUUGACUCCAGACCACCUAGGAGGAAUUGAAUUUGACCUGCAGCUCUUGUGGAGUGCUCAGACUUUUGAUUCUCCAUAUCAACUCUGGAGAGCCACAAGUUCUUAUAAUAGGAAGGACUACUCAGGGGAAUACACCAUCUACCUGAUCCCUUGCACGGUGCAGCCCACACAGCCAUGGGUUGACCCAGGAGAGAAGCCUUUGGCCUGCACUGCACAUGCCCCAGAAAGAUUCCUGAUACCCAUUGCAUUCCAGCAGACCCACCGCCCUGUGCCUGUUGUGUAUUCUCUCAAUACUGAGUUUCAGCUCUGCAAUAAUGAGAAGGUGUUCCUCAUGGAUCCCAACACAUCUGACAUGUCACUAGCAGAAAUGGAUUACAAAGGAGCCUUUUCAAAAGGCCAAAUCCUUUAUGGCAGAGUCCUUUGGAAUCCAGAACAAAACCUGAAUGCUGCUUACAAACUCCAGCUGGAAAAGGUUUAUCUCUGUACUGGCAAGGAUGGCUACGUGCCUUUCUUUGAUCCGACGGGGACAAUCUACAACGAAGGGCCACAGUAUGGAUGCAUUCAGCCAAACAGACACCUGAAGCACAGAUUCCUGCUGCUGGACCGCAGCCAGCCAGAGGUCACUGAUAAGUACUUCCACGAUGUGCCUUUCGAGGCCCACUUUGCUUCCGAGUUGCCGGAUUUCCAUGUGGUCAGUAGCAUGCCAGGUGUGGAUGGAUUUACUCUGAAAGUAGAUGCUCUCUAUAAGGUGGAAGCAGGACACCAGUGGUAUCUCCAAGUAAUCUACAUCAUUGGCCCUGACACCAUCUCAGGGCCCCGGGUCCAACGGUCUCUCACAGCCCCUCUGAGGCGCCACCGCAGGGACCUAGUGGAUCCCAGUGGCUGGCUGACUCUUGACGAUUCCCUCAUCUAUGACAAUGAAGGGGACCAAGUCAAGAAUGGCACCAAUAUGAAGUCCCUGAAUCUGGAGAUACAGGAGCCAGUUAUAGCUGCUUCUCUGUCCCAGACUGGUGCAUCAAUUGGUAGUGCCCUGGCCGCCAUCAUGCUUCUACUUCUGGUGUUUUUGGUGGCUUGUUUCAUCACUAGGAAAUGCCAGAAACAGAGGAAGAAGCAGCCCACAGAGGACCUUUUGGACGAGUACCCUCUGAAUACCAAGGUGGAUGUGCCCAAGAGGAAUUUGGACAGGGUGGAGAAAAACGUGAACAGACAGUACUGCACUGUACGAAAUGUCAACAUAUUGAGUGACAGCGAGGAGUCCUAUGUAUUCAAAGGUGCUAAAGUAAAAAAAUUGAAUCUGGAAGUCAGAGUCCACAAUAAUUUACAAGAUGGAACAGAAGUUUGAUGGAGGAGACCCAAGUAUAUUUUUUCUAAAAUCAUUUUUAUAAAUCAGGGAGGGGUGGGGGAAAUACUGGUAUUUUUAUAAUCUUGCAGAUAAAAAAGGGAAAACUAUAGCUUUGAGUGGCGGAUGGCACACAUCACAUACAUCAACUCACAACUGAGCUACCUCACGAAACAAAGAACCACUGAGACCCCUGGGGGAUUGGAGUAGAAUUACGUCUGUGGAUCCCUUUACUAGGGAGCUCCUCUGUGAGGCUGAUCUUAGAAAUAAGUAUUGUAGUACUAGGACAGACGCUGGACAAUUAGACUGGCUAAUAGAAUUCAGAGGACUGGGAAUAGACUGUGGUAGAUAUCCAAAGAGGGAGAGGGAUUCAGAGCCUUUGGUUUCUUCCCCCAUUUCUACUUGGGCUUUUCCUGGACCUCUGGGCAGCAAAAUACUAACUCUGAUAUCAAGAUUCCAUUGAAAAUUCUGCUAAUCAGCACAACUUAUAUACUUGCACAGUGUUUCCACUUGUUGGCCUGUGUGUGGUAGCCUAUAAGUACAUUUUUGCUUUUCCAGAGCGUUUUUUUGCCUAGAGGUAUCAAUAUGUUUUAGACUAGAGAGCUUCUUUACAAGUACUUAUAAAGGGGUAGGAGUGAAACCUGGAGAAAGGUGGGGCCUGGCCUGAUAAAGAAAACCUCAUGGCCUUUGUAUGCCAGGAAUGCUUAAACAAAAUCAGUACACUUUCCUGCUACCACAGGCUUUGCCCAGUCCGGCAAUGGACAAGCC
Castor canadensis (American beaver) is the source of this 10475-nucleotide messenger RNA. NCBI's taxonomy places the organism in Eukaryota, Metazoa, Chordata, Mammalia, Rodentia, Castoridae. The record is from RefSeq and is a predicted model, not a curated record.